AUGAACAUGGUAAAAGAAAUCCAGCUAAAGCCCAAGGUAAAUGUCUCUUCUUACAUCCACUUUUUACUGAAUUACAGAAAGAAGUUCAAGGAGCAGCAGCCAAACACCUACCUAGGCUUUAAAGAGUUCUCUAGAAAGUGUUCGGAAAAAUGGAAGUCCAUCUCCAAGCAUGAAAAAGCCAAAUAUGAAGCCCUGGCCAAGCUCGACAAGGCCAGAUACCAGGAAGAGAUGAUGAAUUACGUUGGCAAGAGGAAGAAACGGAGAAAGCGGGACCCCCAGGCACCCAGACGGCCUCCGUCAUCUUUCAUACUCUUCUGCCACGAGCACUACGCUCAACUGAAGAGCGACAACCCAAACUGGUCGGUGGUGCAGGUGGCAAAGGCCUCGGGGAAGAUGUGGUCCGCCAAGACAGAUGUCGAAAAGCAGCCCUACGAACAGAAGGCAGCUUUCCUGAGAGCCAAGUACCAAGAGGAACUCGAAGCCUACCGCAAACAACGAAAUGCCAGGAAGGACUUCCAAGUGUCGACCAGGAACCAGUGCAGAGGGAAAACUGUGUUGGACAAAGCUGAUGGAUCCAAUUCGAAAAAAUAA
Molecule: messenger RNA, 591 nt
Organism: Choloepus didactylus (southern two-toed sloth)
Lineage: Eukaryota; Metazoa; Chordata; Mammalia; Pilosa; Megalonychidae
Gene: HMGB4
Product: high mobility group box 4
Exons: 1
Coding region: 1-591 (196 amino acids)
Biological process (GO): regulation of transcription by RNA polymerase II
Molecular function (GO): DNA binding, bending
Source: RefSeq, a predicted model, not a curated record